CGCACAUAUGUGUAUAUAGUUUAGCUGAAACCCAGAGACAUGCGCCAGACGCGGCGAGGCGGCCAGGACAUGAGAGCCACCGGCAUGCGCUAAGCAAAAAGCGAUGGGCGAGGCCGAUGACGCCGCCGGGGAUUUGCGCGCCGCCGGCCUGCUCCUCGCGCUCUACACGCUGCAGGGCAUCCCCAUGGGGCUGAGCGGCGCCGUGCCGCUCCUGCUGGCGGGCCGCGCGUCGUACGCGGAGCAGGCGCUGCUGUCGCUGGCGAGCCUGCCGUUCUCCCUCAAGCUCCUGUGGGCGCCCCUCGUCGACGCCGCGUACGUCCGCCGCUGGGGCCGGCGCAAGACGUGGCUCGUGCCGACGCAGCUGCUCAUCGGCGCGACGAUGCUCCUCUCCCGGGGGCGCGUCGACGCGUGGGUCGCCGCCGCCGCGCCGCCCGUGCCCCGGAUCGCGGCGUACUUCGCGGCGCUCUACGCGCUCUGCGCGACGCAGGACGUCGCGGUCGACGGCUGGGCGCUGACCCUGCUGUCCAAGCGGCGCGCGGGGUGGGCCGCCACCUGCAACGGCGUCGGCCAGUCGCUGGGCUACGCCCUGAGCUACGUCGGCUUCGUGGCGCUGCACGCGCGCGGGCGCGUGUCGCUCGCGGCGUUCGUCGGCGCCUGCGGCGCCGGGUUUCUCCUCACGACGGCGGCCGUGGCGCUGGGCUGCCGCGAGCGGGCGGAGGCGGGCGCCGCGGUCGCGCCGCGCGCGGCCUACGGCCGCGCGCUCGCGGCGCUGCGCCUGCCGGCCGUGCGGCGCCUGGCCGUGGUGCUGCUCACGUGCAAGGCGGCCUUCGGCUGCGUGGACGGGGCGGCGCAGCUCGAGGCCGUCCGGCGCGGCCUGCCCACCGAGGCCGUCGCGGCGCUCGCGCCCCCGCUGCUCCUGGCGUCCGUGGCGCUGCCGCUCGCGGCCGCGCGGUGGACCGCGGGGCCGCGGCCGCUCUCGUCCGCCUUCCUCUGGGGCUUCCGGCUGCGCCUCGCGCUCAACCCGCUCACGUACGUCGUGCUGCGGUGCGUCGAGGCCGCGCCGGCGUCGCGCCGCGCGUACCGCGCGUACGCCGCGCUCGCCCUGCUGCGGGAGGCGGGGUCCACCCUCAUGUUCACGAGCAUGAUGGCCUUCUUCGCCCGGGUCGCGGACCCGGGCCUCGGGGGCACCUACAUGACGCUCCUGAACACGCUGGCGAACGUCGGCGCCAAGUGGCCGCCGUCGCCUGUGUGGAAAUCAACCAAGUGCGACGGGUGCACCCGACAAUUCUUCACUAAGUCAUUUCUCGGCAAUGACGCGGCCGUCAUGGCUCGGUCGAGCGGCGAGGAACCGGCAUCGCCACGCCAUCGAGCAGGCGUCGCGUCGAUGGCGUGGAGGACGACGCGAUGAUUCAUCACGAACGCGCCGUAAAAUUUGAUUUCCACACAGGCCGUCGCUGGCGCUCUGGGGCCUUGGGGCCCUGGCGGGGGCGAGCGGGGACCCGCUGCGCGUCGAGCUGCUGGCGUGCACCGCCGCGGGGGGCCUCUGGGUCGUGGGCUUCCCCGCGUUCCUGCGGCGGCUCGAGGCGGUGCCCCGGGAGCGGUGGCGGCCGGGCGCCCGGAAGGCGUCCUAGGGAGUCCGCGGUGCGCGUCGGCGAGCGGCCCCGGGACCCGACGCCCCGCGGGGCUUAAACUUAUGUAUUCGCAUG
Messenger RNA from Pelagomonas calceolata, 1706 nucleotides. The record is from the annotation of a GenBank genome assembly. NCBI's taxonomy places the organism in Eukaryota, Pelagophyceae, Pelagomonadales, Pelagomonadaceae.